Spathaspora passalidarum NRRL Y-27907 is the source of this 1079-nucleotide messenger RNA. It is a transcript of the gene NUO1, whose product is annotated as Nuo1p. NCBI's taxonomy places the organism in Eukaryota, Fungi, Ascomycota, Pichiomycetes, Serinales, Debaryomycetaceae. The coding region runs from base 344 to 958 and encodes 204 amino acids. The record is from RefSeq and is a predicted model, not a curated record. The transcript has a single exon.
AUUGUAGCCAUGAUUAAGUAGAUUUCCUACGAAAAAUCUCAUAAAUGGAAACCAGGUAUCCCAAUUGAGGAAAUAGAGAUAAUUAUUCCAACUUUCCCAACAUACCAAUAAUUCAUUGUUUAAUUGUAUCCCAGCCAAAUCUUACAUAUUUCACCAAUGAUAUAGACUCUGGUAUAUGAAUAAUACAACUGGAUCUGGUUGAAACUGUAUAUUGGUAUUCACACUACUUUUUUCCAAGGAGAAAAAAAAAGAGACUUCCAAUCACAAUUUGAGAAUAUUUGCUGAGAAAGAAAAAUUGCAUCAAAAACUAUAGCGAGGUAGACCUAAACAUAAACUUACGAAGAUGUCAUAUACCCCAGCUAAUGAACCGGUGAGAAAUGCACCAGCAGUGGGAGAUUAUGAGUUAAUUGAUGUUGACCCUUACUUCACUAGAGUUAUUUCCUACUUUAGACCAUCCGAUUAUGGAGCUUGGGGUAUUUCCACCGCUUCAUUCCCAUUGGCACUUUAUAUUUGGGAAAGAUUAGAACCAGCUGCUGGACCAUACAAACAACCAGCUAAAAUUCCAGGUGGAACCUUGAGAGCUGCUACUCUUUUGGGUUUCUUUGGUGGGUUUUAUUUAGCUUACAUAAGAUCAUCAAAAAGAUUCUUGGGUUGGUCUGAAAAUGAACGAGAAGUUAAGAAAGACAGAUAUGAAAUAAAGAAGUUGUUAUCUCAAGGUAAAUUACCUUACCAUGAAGAUGAAUCUUCUUUGGAUGACAGAUUAAAGGAUGUUGCUAAUAGAAACUCCCAAUACUCCCAUCUUGGUCUUGCUCUAUUACCAUGGUUCAAUCUUGCUUAUCAUCCAUACCAUGGAGUUGAUCUCAACAAAUAUUACGUCAAUAGACCUGGUGAAGAAGAAUGGAAUUUACAAUUGAAGCCUCUUGAUGAAAUAAAGGCAAAGUACGCCAAAAACAACUAGGUAUACAAAUAAAAGAAAAAAAAACAACAAUUGUCGUUAAAGUCUGUAUGUAUUUAUUAUGAUAUUGUUAUUGGGGUAAAUUUGUUUCAUCGCUGCUAAAUAUAACAUCGUUUUUGCAUUU